Fragaria vesca subsp. vesca is the source of this 2436-nucleotide messenger RNA. RefSeq lists its product as uncharacterized. The record is from RefSeq and is a predicted model, not a curated record. The coding region runs from base 172 to 2169 and encodes 665 amino acids. Lineage: Eukaryota; Viridiplantae; Streptophyta; Magnoliopsida; Rosales; Rosaceae. The transcript has 7 exons.
CUUUCUCUCGUCAAAUCGUCCAAUCCGAGCUGAUCUCCGAUCCGAAAUUCUCUCUGAUGCUCCUCCUGUUGAGUUCUUGUUUGACUUCUCCGGCCAAGAUUUCGACUGCAAGCCGAUUUUGCCCUGUUAUUGUAAUUUUAGUAGCUUUUUGAUGGAUUAGGUGUUCCGGUGAUGGACUCGGUUGAAUUGACUUACCACAUGGAGAGGCGGCUUGUCAGAGCUGGAGUUGAGCUGGAGACGGAGUUCUGCAGCUCAUCUCUGAGCUAUAAAGACGUAACAAACGGUUCUUCAAAAUCUGAACCAUCUAAGCUUGAUGGUCAGCACCGCAGCAACUAUCAGGGUGAAGACUCGUCCAGGCACCUACAUGCCAAGGGCAGAAAUGGAUUUUUGUUAAAUCAUGGAAUUGAAAGUGGUCACUUACAACGGAAAUCAGUAAAGGUGUCAAAAACGGGAAAUUUGCCUUCUAAGAGACCACGGAUCACUCAGUUGGAAGAUUCAGUUAGCCUAGCUGAAGUUGAUGGGAUAAAGGACAUGCCAGAUAAGCUGGGUCCAUAUCUUACAAAGUGCAAUUCUGCAGAUAAGACUCAAUUGGCGAAACAAAAGACCAAAUUUACAAGCAAGCGAGGUGAUAAGAGAAAUCACAAACAUCCUGUAAAGACUAAAAACGAUUCCUUCUCUGUGAAGGCAGGUUUGGCAAGCUUCAGUUCGGCUUCUGGAGGGAACAACUUCUUUGGAGCACAUGGCCUUAAGUCAGAUAAUCAUGAUGUUACAAAGCAUGUAGACGAUCUGCCACUGAGUGAGCUCCUUGAUGGCACAUACAAACAUCUCAGUUUUGGUAAGGAUAAAGGAAAAAAACCAGCGAAUGUUAACGAUAGUUUUUUGCAUUCGAUUAGAAAGGCUUGCUCUAUCCUUCAGCACCCGAGGUCUGUCCAGCCCCAACAUAAUGCUGAAGUAGAUAGCCAUUCCGAAAUGAAAAUGUCAUCUUUGCCAUUAAGCACAACUGCUGUUGUAGCUAACGGUAUUCAUGGUGAUAAAGGAGAUUCAUCCAAAACAGAUCUGUCUUCAUCUGACAAGGUACAUGAUUCUUGUAGCGGGCCUGAUAGUCCUGCUAAUCCCUUUGAUAUGCCACUAAGGCAACCCAAUCAUAUUCUGGAACGCUUGGAUCUUGCUCCUCACAAGGAUUUGGAAUCUUUGCUGCUGGAUGCCACAAAACCUGGGUUAUUUUCAAAAAGUACUCCUGAUCCGUGCUCAGGCAAGCAAAUGUCUCGGCGAGCAAGUUUGCCACCUUUCCCAUGGUCAAAUACUUCUAAUUGGCAUUGUAGAAGCAGUUCAGAUGCAGGAAAAUUGUCAACAAGCAGGGGCACAUGUCAAGGUCGAUGGCUAAGAAUAGAGAGGAAUACUGUUACUUCAUUGGGAAUUUCCACUAGUGAUUUUACAGACUUGGAGUCAAUGACUUAUGAUCAGAGUCUAGUUCCUUCUUCAAGACCAAAAAUUACUUGUUCAAGUGAUAUAGUUUCCCCAACCAUAUCUGUUUUACCUCAGUGUGAGUUGGAUUCAUCGGCUUCUGCAGCAUGUUUGAAGGAAUCAUAUACUGCUUUAGACUUGGGAGGGAAGGUGAAGCAGUCAGGAAAUAGUAAUGAUGAGCAUUCUUCAAAUAUAUUAGCUGCUGCACAAAUACUCUGUGGCAUGUCAACAAAUCCCUUCAAUCGAAAUCCAGAUGGAAUCCUACGAUGGCAAAAGAAGCCUUCACAGAAGGCCAUGAAAGCUCGCAAGUUGAAAUCAGUUGAGAAACCUGAUGAUGUAUAUGGAUCAUCAAUUGCAGUAUCUGGGUCUGACAAUCUCCCAAGAAGAAGCAUUGACCGAAUGCUGAUGCUGCCCCCAAAGAGGCCCAAGCUCUCUUCAAGUGAUGAUAGAAAGGAUUACAAUAACUUCAGUAGCGUUAGAAAAGAACCAAUAAGCUGGUCAACACCAAGAUCAAGUAGGUCAUUACCUAGCAAAUCUGGUAAAGAGUCAAUUGGGAGCAUUAGACAUUCGACUUCUGAUGUGGCGAAGCAUUCAUAUAUGAUGCCUCCACCUUCAAGGGUUCCGGAGAAGGCUCCCUAUAAGCGAGACAAGUCAAGGAAGUUAUUGACGAUGGAAUGGAACAGGGGAAGAGAUCGGCCAGACUGAUGAAUCUUUCAUUCUCUAGUGGGUAGGGUUUGCAUUGAUUCUGAAAUUCGGGUUAUUGGGAUACAUUGAUUUGUAUAUAUCACCAUGUGCUGCAGGCAGAAAGGAAUGUGGCAAAUGGUUAGGCACUUAGGCAGAAUGAAAUUGUUGUAAGAAAAGUAUGAAUAGGAAAUCUUAUGUUGUAAGAAAGCAUAGAACACAGUAGUGGUGAAUUCUUCGCCAUGAAGAUCAUUCAAAUUUCAAAGUCUGUUUCGACAGGUCCCAAUCUUC